This is a messenger RNA of Soboliphyme baturini, 570 nucleotides long. NCBI's taxonomy places the organism in Eukaryota, Metazoa, Nematoda, Enoplea, Dioctophymatida, Soboliphymatidae. The record is from the annotation of a GenBank genome assembly.
AUGAGGCAGAUAUCGCGAUGCCAUUAUAGCAUAACAGAAAAGGUUCCACGAGAACGACACCACCAGGGAAAGCUUAAAGUCGGAAAUUGGAACGUUACCUCACUCAGAGGAAAAGAACAAGAGUUAGUUGAUGAGGCAAUAAAGCACCAACUCGACAUUGUUGGACUCUCGUUAACGAAGCGCGAAGGCUCUGGAUUCCUGAACCUCAACGGAUGGAAGUUAUUCUACGUAGGUGUCGAUAUCACGACUCGCGCUCAGGCCAGUGUUGGUGUUGUGGGAGAAUAUGAUUUCUUCCUUGAGGAAGUGGAGUGUGCACUGAACGAACUGCCGAAUACAGAGGCCCUCAAACUUCUGGGCGAUUUCAACGAGCAUGUCGGAAUAGAAACUGAAAAGUGUAAAGGCGUAAUUGGAAAGAACGGACCUUGCAGCCUCAGCAAUAACGGCAUGCAGUUGUUGCGGUUUUGGGCAAACAAAGGAUUGUCUAUUAUGAACUCCUUCUUCGAGCACCGAAGAGUCAUCAGUGUACCUGAUACAGCGAAGCUUCUGAUACAGAAGUCGAUUAUCAAUUAA